Aedes albopictus (Asian tiger mosquito) is the source of this 978-nucleotide messenger RNA. RefSeq lists its product as uncharacterized. Lineage: Eukaryota; Metazoa; Arthropoda; Insecta; Diptera; Culicidae. The record is from RefSeq and is a predicted model, not a curated record. Bases 1 to 978 code for a protein of 325 amino acids. The transcript has a single exon.
AUGGCGACAAAUGCACGCACGUCUUUCUACACCGAAGUUCGAGAACAAUACGGACCGCCGACCGCUCAGCUGCUCAAGCUGUACGCAAACAACAACACGAAAUUGGGUAAUAUGCAAAGUCGCAAAGAGUUCUUGCUAAAAUGCCGCCGAGCCGGAAUCAUACCUUUGCAUAUCGUUCACUCCGUCCCGUGUGCACAAGAACUCAUCGCAUCGAGGAGCCCGUACACCCAAAAGCUGUCCUCGUCAGUGUUUCGAUUUCGCAAAUCAUUGCUGAGCAUCGAAAUACAGGACACUUUCCACAGGGUUAGGCUACUAAACCAAGAGCUGGAAAAACUGCGAGAGCAAAUCGUACAUCAAACCCGAUCAGAAACGUACACACGGUUCUUUCUGACUCAGGAAUUCGCAUACUACGACAACCUUCGUCGAAAAUCACAACAAACGGCUCGUAAGUAUAACAACCUGUUGAGCCGAUCCGUUGAAGCUAAUCACGCCUCGCUUCCGACUGAAAACUGCGGCGCCAUCCUCAAUGCGACCAACAAAACCGUACCGCCAGAAACACUAAUCCUUCUCAGCCUCGGUCCGAAAUUCGCUCUUCCCUACAACAACAUAAAACAGAUGCCUCUUUUCCAUCUGAUCGCGGAUGUGGAGAACAUUUUAUCAGCCCACACGAACACCGAACUUCGGGAACAGACCAGAUGCCGGAUCAUCAACAAAACGCAAAACUUUGUAAACAGGCACACCGGCGACAAUCGCUGCAACCCACUGGUUCGAUUCUGCCAAUCUGCAACCACCGUCACAACAAAAUUCAUCAAAUCAAACCCGGACGUUCUCAUCACCGAAGCUGAUAAAGGCAACCGAACCGUCAUAAUGAGUCUAGCGGACUAUGACAACAAAAUGCAACAGCUGAUCGGAGAUACCAAUACGUACCGACAGAUCAACCAUGACCCGACGGGACGACAAAAUAUAAUAUUUUCAUAA